Messenger RNA from Psammomys obesus (fat sand rat), 1040 nucleotides. It is a transcript of the gene Slamf1, whose product is annotated as signaling lymphocytic activation molecule family member 1. The record is from RefSeq and is a predicted model, not a curated record. The transcript has 7 exons. Gene Ontology annotation, molecular function: signaling receptor activity. NCBI's taxonomy places the organism in Eukaryota, Metazoa, Chordata, Mammalia, Rodentia, Muridae. Gene Ontology annotation, biological process: lymphocyte activation. Gene Ontology annotation, cellular component: cell surface; membrane. The coding region runs from base 1 to 1026 and encodes 341 amino acids.
AUGGAUCCCAACAGGUUCUUUUCAUGGAGCAUGCUUCUGUUUCUGUCCCUGGCUUGUGAGUUGAGCUACGGAUCAGGUGGAGGAGGCAUGAUGGACUGCCCGGUGAUUCUCGGGCAGCUGGGAAGUGACACAUGGCUGUCCCUCACAAAUGAGCAUCAGAUAAAUAAGAGCAGUAACAAAAGCGUCCGAAUCCUCGUCACAAUGGCAACGGCUCCAGGAAGCAAAACCAACAAGAAAAUAGUGUCUUUUGAUCUCUCUAAAGGAGGCCCUCCAGAUCACCUGGAGAAUGGCUACCAGUUUCUGUCAGAAAACCUGAGCCUCGGGAUCCUGGGAAACAGGAGGGAGAGUGAAGGAUGGUACUUUGUGAGCGUGGAGGAGAAUGUGUCAGUUCAGCAGUUCUGCAUGCAGCUGAAGCUUUAUGAGCAGGUCUCCACUCCAGAGAUUAAAGUGCUAAACAAAACCCAGGAGAAAGAGAACGGGAGCUGCAGCUUGAUGUUAGCCUGCACCGUGAAGAAAGGGGAUCAUGUGGCUUACAGCUGGAGGGAUGAGGCCGGCACCCAGCUGCUGAGCCCGGCCAACCAUUCCCACCUCCUGUACGUCACUCUUAGCAACCAGCAUCGUGACGGCAUCUACAACUGCACCGCAAGCAACCCCGUCAGCAGCCGCUCUCGGGCCUUCAACCUGUGGCAGGAAUGCAAGCAAGAAUCCUCAGAAUCAAGCUCUCGGAUACCAUAUGUUGCCGUAUCAAUAGGGGUCAUUAUAAUCAUCAUCCUGGUUUCCACUGCAAUAAUGUUCAAAAGACAAGGUAAAACAAAGCCCUGCCAACCACCAGUGGAAGAAAAGGGCCUUACUAUUUAUGCCCAGGUGCAGAAAUCAGGGCCUCUAAAGAAGAACCUCGAUGAUGCCCUGACAGAUUGGGAACCCUGCACGACCAUCUAUGUGGAUGCCACAGAGCCUGCACCAGAGUCUAUUCAGGAAACAAAUCCAACCACAGUUUAUGCCAGUGUGACACUACCAGAGAGCUGACCCAUAGAUCCCAU